Molecule: messenger RNA, 1999 nt
Organism: Lacerta agilis (Sand lizard)
Lineage: Eukaryota; Metazoa; Chordata; Lepidosauria; Squamata; Lacertidae
Gene: MSC
Product: musculin
Biological process (GO): skeletal muscle tissue development; regulation of transcription by RNA polymerase II
Molecular function (GO): DNA-binding transcription factor activity, RNA polymerase II-specific; RNA polymerase II transcription regulatory region sequence-specific DNA binding; protein dimerization activity
Source: RefSeq, a predicted model, not a curated record
GCGAUCCAGGCGGGCGCUCUUGAAUGGAGCGCGCGCCGCCCUUAGAGCGCAGCGUCGCCCAGGCAGGCAGAACCUCCCAGGUCUAGAGGGGCGGGGGAGUGACUCGGACAGGUCUCCCCCGCACGCCGCCACUUGGGCUACGUGAGCGCGAGGCCUCCCCCCGGUUGCCCCACGCAGAUGGUUCGCCCCGCUGUGGCGCAUAUAUAUAUAUACUGUAUAUCUAUAUAGUUCUGUCAGGAGACGGACUCCCCUCCAAGCCGUCGAGCAGCUUCUCUCGGGGGGUGGGAAGCGGAGCCUUGGUCGGCGGGGUCCCGCUCGCCGCUCUGCCUUCCUCCUCCUCCUCCUCCUUCCCGCCCCCCUUUGGCGUGUGGGGCUGGGUCAUGUCUACGGGCUCCCUGAGUGACGCCGAGGAACUGCCGGAGAUGGACCUGAGGGGGCUGCAGCUCGACUACCCGGGGCCGCCCCGCUCCAAGCGGCGUCCCCGAGGCGAGCCCUGCCCUUCGGUGGGAAACUCCUCUGCCGCGGAAGAGGAGGAAGAGGAAGAAGACGACGACGACGAGGAAGAUGCGGAGACGAGCUGUGGCGGCAAGAAGAAGCGAGCCAAAGGAGCGCCCGCGGCGGGGGAAAGCAACGGCAGCGGCGGGAAGCGUCCUCCGGCGUCGGGUCGCGGCGGCCCGGUAGCGGCCGAGUGCAAGCAGACGCAGCGCAACGCGGCCAACGCGCGCGAGCGAGCCCGCAUGCGCGUGCUGAGCAAGGCGUUCUCGCGCCUCAAGACCAGCCUGCCCUGGGUGCCCCCGGACACGAAGCUCUCCAAGCUGGACACGCUGCGCCUCGCCUCCAGCUACAUCGCCCACCUCCGGCAGCUGCUGCAAGAAGACCGCUACGAAAAGGGCUACGUGCACCCCGUCAACCUGACCUGGCCAUUUGUGGUUUCAGGAAGACCAGAAAGUAUACCAAAGAGCUUUCAACAACCAACAGAUUAUGUGGAACUACAGCUUAGUUAAAGUAAGCAAUACUCUUGCUGGAUAUGCUUACAAACCAUCCUGACUUGUAUGGACCAAAACAAACUGAUGCAAAGAAAUCAAGUCUGCUCAGUGUUUAAGCCCUCUCCUUUUUCAUUUUGAAGGGAAAAUGCACUUAAAAAUAUAAUGAAGAAGGAAAGAGGGAAUUUGCUGAAUUUUCUGCUUCAGCUAAACUGGCGGGUUUGGAAAAGUAUUUUUCUGCAUCGUUACCUGAAGAAACUGUUCCAAAGCCUUUUUGACUAACUGAAGAUAUACAGGAGGACAACUCUACUAGCAUUAACAGCAUGGACCAAAAAUAUAGUUUGUACAAGCUAAUCCCAAACAGUGUUAUUUGUAUGCCAAAGGAAAGUGGUAUUCUAGAGUAGUGUGCAAAACUCAAAAUUUAUAAUAUAUUUGAUCUUAUGUUCUUGGCAGCUAUGCAAUAGUAUAACUACUUCUAUCAUUUUAGCCAUGUUAAGAAACAAAAAAACCCUAAGAUGAAAAGGUAGCAAGUAUCCAGUUGCUCCUUUACAGCCUGCUCCACAAAUGCAGUUAAUCAGGUGAAUUUAAGCCGAACCAUAUCCAUUCUCAAUGAAGUUGUUGGGGCUAAAUUUUCUUCUAUGCAAGUAUGAGGUCUUAAGUAGAUCAUGGAUCAAAGUCGUUGGUAAAUUCUUGUUGGACGAAGGCUAGUGGUAAUAUUUUUGUGCAGAUUACUUUCAGUGGGAUGCAUUCAGCAAAGAUGCGUGAAGUUCCCUUAACCUGAAACAGGAAGUCUGUUCACUUCAGACUGCGGAAGAAGUGCUGUGCAAGAAGGUGGUACUUUUAUAAUGGUUUAGGAGAUUUGGAACAUCCAAACCUGCUGUGUUUCCCCCACUUCUCUCACGCCUUCGGGCAUCAAUCUUUCUGGAGUUCCUUUUGCGAAUGAUGUAGUAACCAGUAUUUCAAAUGUAAAUAACUCUAUUUUUAUACAUGAUAUUAAAAGCUUUGUUGCAAGGAUA